CUGCAUAGUGCUUAUUUAGCCUUUGUCAUAGUCGGUUAUUUCAUCUUUCUGCAUAUAAUUUGUUUUAAAAUGCUGUCCCGUAAUAAAUUUAUAGUUUUUCUAUUUGUGAUAUUAACUUGUCAUGAGCAAUGUUAUUCCAAAAUACCGGAGUACAUCCAAGUAUGCAAGCGUGAUCAGGACACCGUGAACGAGUGCGUUCGCGACUCCAUUGAGAAGCUGCGACCAAAGCUGGUGGAGGGCAUUCCCGAGCUCAAUGUGCCUAGUCUUGACCCCUUCUAUAUUCAUGAGAUAGCCCCACCAGUGGGAAGCAACAGCCGAGCAUUCCAGGCUGUGGGUAAGGACAUCAAAGUUUCUGGAGCUGGCAACUUUAGCCUGAAACAUGUCGAGGUUGAUCUAGAAAAUUUAACGUUCCGUGCCCGUGUACGAUUCCCGCGGUUGCAUUUCGAAGGGAAAUACAAAGUGGACAUACAAUUCUUGCUUCUGCCCAUCCGCGGAGAGGGGACACUCGUUGCAGAUGCAAUUAAAUGUAACGUUGAUGCGUUUAUGAAAAUCAAAAUAGUGGAGAGAGAUGGCGUCGAAUACAUUGAGUUUACAAGCAUCGACACAGAUAUUACUAUAAGGGACUAUAAGAUCAAACUCCAAGGACUUUUCAAUGGAGAUAAAGCUUUGGAAGAUGCAACAAAUAUGGCGUUGAAUGAAAACAAAGCUGAACUGCUGAAAGCGGCUAAACCAUUCGCUGAGAAAGGCGUGUCUACUAUUAUUCUGGACGCGGCCAAUAAAGUAACGAAGGAUAUACCUUACGAUGAGUUGUUUCCUAAACCGUAAAUUUGUAAUUUUUAUGUUCGUAAUAUAAAUUUUAUACCUUGUAUUACAUAUUUCUAAUAAAUAAAAAAAAGUUUUGUGAUAUUUCUUGAUAUUUUUGUUGAAAGAUGAGAUUACCGAUUAUUAUUAAGGAAUUAAUCGUUUACUGAAUAUCCAUUAAAUCAUAUUUCGUAUAAUUAUUUGUAUAUUUAUUUGUAAUUAAAUUAAAAUUAAAUUAUCAUUUAGCCUUAAGUUAAUUGAACUAAUGUAAUAUUUAAUUUUUUUGCUGGCGUUAUAGUUUAAAAAAUAUAUGUUUUGAAUUC
Papilio xuthus (Asian swallowtail) is the source of this 1124-nucleotide messenger RNA. The record is from RefSeq and is a predicted model, not a curated record. Lineage: Eukaryota; Metazoa; Arthropoda; Insecta; Lepidoptera; Papilionidae.